UCGAAGAAUCCUACUUAAAACCUAGCGAACGCUCCGCUUACACAUACCACACCGCUCACCAUUUCCCCCUUCUCUUCUCCUUCUCCUUCUCCCCCAACGAGAGCGAAUCCAUGGCGGAGGAGAAGGCGACGACGACGACGACGAGCCCCAUUCGCUUCGGCAUCGUGGGGUGCGCGGAGAUCGCGCGCAAGGUGUCCCGCGCCAUCGCCCUCGCCCCCAACGCCACCCUCGUCGCCGUGGGGAGCCGCUCCCUCGACAAGGCGCGCCGCUUCAUCGCCGAGAACGCCCUCUCCUCGUCGGUGCGCGCCGUGGGGUCCUACGAGGAGCUCCUCGACGACCCCGCCGUGGACGCGGUGUACAUGCCGCUCCCCACGAGCCUCCACGCGCGCUGGGCCGUCGCGGCGGCGGAGCGCGGGAAGCACCUGCUCCUCGAGAAGCCCGCCGCGCUCUCCGCCGCCGAGCUUGACCCCAUCCUCGCCGCGUGCGCCGCCCAUGGCGUCCAGUUCAUGGACUCCACCAUGUGGAUCCACAACCCCCGCACCGCCCACAUGCGCGGCCUCCUCUCCGAUCCCUCCCGCUUUGGGGACCUUAAGAUGGUAUAUCUUUUUUCUUAUAUAUACUUUUCUCUUGUUCCUAAAGAAUUAUUAUUAUGAAUAUUAUUAUCAAAAGCUUUUAUGGCUCGGGUAUA
Ananas comosus (pineapple) is the source of this 688-nucleotide messenger RNA. RefSeq lists its product as uncharacterized. Gene Ontology annotation, molecular function: nucleotide binding. The coding region runs from base 111 to 653 and encodes 180 amino acids. The record is from RefSeq and is a predicted model, not a curated record. The transcript has a single exon. Lineage: Eukaryota; Viridiplantae; Streptophyta; Magnoliopsida; Poales; Bromeliaceae.